AAUUUUUAUUAAUAUUUUUGUUUGAAAAAAAAAAAGUACACGAAAAUCAAGGAAUGACUGUGAAACACUGGCUCGCAAUACAAUCGGUACAGAGGCACUUCGAAGGCAUCGAAGUCAUACACCCAAGUAUCGUAGGACUUCCGGUCAAACACACAGUCCAGGGUGGCACCAUUGUUCUUCCAUAGAGGACGCAGAGGCCAAGCACAAAGAUCCUGCUGCUCGCCCCUGUGCUCGCCCGGCAUGAUAGUUGCGUUUAGACGGUUCGGCUUGUUGCCCUUCGUAACCAACCCAGAGUCUCGAGGUUAUUGCGAGGGAAAGGUCCGUUGGCAUGGAUACUGCUGGGGGCACAGUACUCAGCACCAGGAACCAGGUACAAACGCUUCCAGUCAUUCAAUAAAGGCCUUGGAUCCCUCCCCAAAGGAGAGAUCGCCGUACAUGGUCUUGCGAACGCACUCGUGGUAGUGCAGCACCUCAUCAUCCUUGAUUCCGUCGUGAGAGUAGGCCACGGUGACGUUGCAGUAGUCAUAGCCGUAGACAUUGUGCCAGUUGUUGGAGUCGAGUAAGCAAUAAAGAAUAAAAAUGGGUAGGGGUAGAAACGAACGUGAAUUGGUUCUCUGGAAUUUCAACCAAGUCGGACCUUGCCACGGCGGCUUCAUAUAUGUCUUCUCAUAGCCAUGCCAAUCCUUGAUAUCAAGUCGAAUACUUGUUCUGACGCAUAUUCUGUUGCUAUUGACUGGGCCACUGGAAAAAGAUUUAGCAGGAGUUAUGAGAAGGACGCCUUUUAUGAUCGGAUGUUGCGUGUCCGGCGACAGCAAGUAGGGCCUUCGGACCGUGGCCUGGGUCUCUUCAGGAGGUAGACAAGUAGAUCAUCGUCAUCACCGUUUAGAUUCCAGUUAACUCGGUUGCCUCAGCAGAGCUGUGGAGAGAGAAGCAACCGUAUCGUGAGGACAUCAAAGUGACAAUAUCCACUUCAGGUCUGUAGGAGAUUUCCCGCAAGGCGUGCUCGCUCAGGAAAAGACGGAUUUCCGGGCAGGGAGCAUAUAGGGAAAAGGUCCAUUGUAACAGUAGAAGUAGCUCUGUUCAUUGACAGACUUGUGGGGUUGGUAACCAUGCUGAGGGUGCUCAAAGGUGUGGAAGAAGUGGAAGAAGUGGAAGAAGGGACAUAUUGAGAACACCAGUCUUCCACGCAUAAUCGUUCUUCCUUCAACAACUCUCCUCCAGAGAAGUCAGAAACAAUGAAAAAGUUGCGUGCAGCCAGCAAAACCGACCAGCGCUGCAUCACGCGCCACGCUCUCGGCUGGUAUCGAGCCCUGGUUAUCACAGGCCUUUACACCCAGCAGCCAGGCGAGAGCACCAGCAGCAAUACAUUCGACACCUUCAAUGUCGAUUCUUACAUUCCCAUUCUGAAAUCCUGCGUCGCGACCUAUCCCAUCCUCAGCGCCGCUAUCAGGAAUGAAGGCAGCCAGAACCCGGAAUUCGUCAGACCCGACCAUUUGGAUUUGCGGAAGCAUAUUGCCAUCGCCCAGCCAGGGCCCGUCGAUUCUGGGGAUGGGAAUGAGGAUUAUGAAUUGGCGCUCUUGAAGCGGGUGACGUUGACAACACACGAUGAGAUGUUUCGUGAUGUCGGCACCGUUCCACCGUGGAGGGUUGUUAUCCUGCCUGUCCCUCCUUCAGAUCACUCAAGGGGACAGCGAGUCUACAUCCUAUUCGCCUACUCCCAUUCUCACGGUGACGGACGAUCAGGUCUUAAUUUCCAUAAAACAUUCCUGGAAGGACUGGAUUCAGAGCAUGGUCAUGAUCAUGAUCCCAUGUACAAAACCACCAAUCUGCCCCCCUCCCCCACCAUUGGAAGAAGUAUGCAACCUGCGAAUCUCCUGGUCAUUCCUCCUCGCCGUCUUGAUGGGUCCAUACCUCCCGGAUCGCCUCCGUGA
This is a messenger RNA of Monascus purpureus, 1931 nucleotides long. The record is from the annotation of a GenBank genome assembly. NCBI's taxonomy places the organism in Eukaryota, Fungi, Ascomycota, Eurotiomycetes, Eurotiales, Aspergillaceae.